CUGGGUUACACCAGGAGAGACCAGUAGAAUAUGCGCCUGGGUUACACCAAGAGAAACCAGUAGAAUAUGCGCCUGUGUUAAGCCGGGAGAGAACAGUAGAAUAUGUGCCUGGGUUACACCGGGAGAGAACAAUAGUAUAUGUGCCUGGGUUACACCAGGGGCAGACCUGUGCUACUGAGCUCCUAGGCCUCUGGAAGUUUUUGGAGCCUGCAGUGUUUCCUGGAAGGUCUCCCAGGAGAGGAUGGAUCCCCCUGGGGAGGAUGAUGAAGGCGAUCCCCUGGCUUCAGGGUCUGGUGGAGGCCCUAGUGAUCUGGGCCUGGCAAAGGCUGUGAUGGCAACAGCCCAGUCUGAUGUUGAUGGGGACAGUGCAUCUGUGCAAUGUGGUCUGAUGACUUCGGGUCCUGUGAAGGAACAGGAUCCCCAAUUGGAUCCCCCCAAACUGCAGGUUGCUGACUCUUUGAGUGAAGUAACUCAGAUAAUGCCACGUUCCUUUUUGGUAAAGAGUAAGAAGACUCACACUUACCAGCAGCACCGCUACACAGAGGACACGUUGCGGCCUGGAGAAAGUACUCUCACAGCAUUGUAUCAUGGUCAGCAUGCCGGGGAACCACCUGAAGUCCAUUCAUUGUGUGAUGCCCUAAAAGUAAAAGAAAAUACUGCUGAGGACUUGACCAAGAAUAAGUCUCAUGACUAUCCAGAAGAUGACAGGGGAAAGCCAUUGUUUAUGAGCAGAAGUAACUCACCAGCUUCAUGCCCAGGCAUCACCCUGUCCUCACUCCCUAUAAAGGCCUACAGCUCGCCGCCCCUGUCCACUUUCUACAAGCACAACUUUUCCUGGGAAACCCUGCACUCGGCUUAUAACUUCAAGCAGAUCCCCUCCCAUGUACAUCGCUCCAUAUUGCAGCACUCCAUAUACAGCGGCCCCCCUGCAGCUGACUCGGACUAUGACCACCCCAUUAAUUACAGCAUGGGAUACUCCCCGGCCAUGGACACUUACCACUGUGUAAAGUGCAGCAAAGUUUUCUCUACAUCCCAUGGUUUGGAAGUCCACGUCCGGAGGUCUCACAGUGGGACUCGGCCUUUUGUCUGUGAUAUCUGUGGGAAAUCCUUUGGUCAUGCAGUCAGCCUGGAGCAGCACCUCAAUGUCCACUCACAGGAGAGGAGCUUUGAGUGCAAGAUGUGUGGAAAGACAUUCAAGCGUUCCUCUACGUUAUCCACCCACCUGCUCAUCCACUCAGACACCCGGCCCUACCCCUGCCAGUUCUGCGGCAAGCGCUUCCAUCAGAAGUCUGACAUGAAGAAACACACAUACAUCCACACAGGAGAGAAACCUCACAAGUGCCAGGUCUGUGGAAAAGCUUUCAGCCAAAGCUCCAACCUCAUCACACACAGCCGGAAGCACACGGGCUUCAAACCUUUCACCUGCGACCUGUGUGGAAAGGGCUUUCAGCGGAAAGUGGACCUACGGAGACACAGGGAAAACCAGCAUGGACUGAAAUGACCACACUGCUGUUAAUGGCAGUGCCAUUCUAUGUCCAGACUGUCUGCACAUCUGCAUAGACCAGAUUGCUCCUUACAGAUGGUGCAAACACAUAAGGCUGCGUGCAGAUAUGCCACGGUCGGGCAUUACUCACAAUAGGCUUGCCACAUAAAGGAUUGGGGCACCACAUCAUGCAGGAUUAUUGCACUAUGGGGGUCAUUCCGAGUUGUUUGCUCGUUGCCGAUUUUCGCUAUGCUGCGAUUUGUUGCUAAAUGUACGCAGAGCGCAUGCGCUAAGUUAUUUUACACAAAACAGUAGAUUUGCUGGUGUUUGUGCGGCGCUUUUCAGUCGCACUGCUUAUCGGUGAAUGAUUGACAGGAAAGGGGCAUUUCUGGGUGGUAACUGAGCGUUUUCCGGGAGUGUGCUAAAAAAUGCAGGCGUAUCAGGUAAAAACCCGUGAGUGGCUGGAGAAACGGGGGAGUGGCUGGCCGAACGCAGGGCGUGUUUGUGACGUCAAACCAGGAACUAAACGGACUGAGGUGAUCGCAAUCUAGGAGUAGGUCUGGAGCUACUCAGAAGCUGCAAGAAAAUAUUUAGUAGCAGUUCUGCUAAUCUUUCGUUCGCAAUUCUGCUAAGCUAAGAUACACUCCCAGAGGACAGCGGGCUAGCGUUUGCACUGCUGCUAAAAGCAGCUAGCGAGCGAACAACUCGGAAUGAGGGCCUAUGUGUAAAACUCUUUGGUUCAACAUAUAACAUCCUGACCCAUGACCUAUAGCAAAUGUGGCUUCUACCAUUUAUCCAAUAACCCCAAUGGACUCAGAUAAUACAGAAGAGCUGUCAGUCAUGGCACCUGGGGAAAACUUUGCUUUGUACAUUUUUAUUUAUGUAUAAACUCAACUAUAAGUAUCCUUUUUACUGCACAUGUAUGCAAAUUUAUAUCAAACUUUAUUGUAAUAUUAAUUUUAAUUUAAUAAAAUAUUUUAUGAG
This is a messenger RNA of Pseudophryne corroboree (corroboree frog), 2467 nucleotides long. RefSeq names its product growth factor independent 1B transcriptional repressor (gene GFI1B). Gene Ontology annotation, biological process: regulation of transcription by RNA polymerase II. Gene Ontology annotation, cellular component: nucleus. Gene Ontology annotation, molecular function: DNA-binding transcription factor activity, RNA polymerase II-specific; RNA polymerase II cis-regulatory region sequence-specific DNA binding. NCBI's taxonomy places the organism in Eukaryota, Metazoa, Chordata, Amphibia, Anura, Myobatrachidae. The record is from RefSeq and is a predicted model, not a curated record. The transcript is spliced from 7 exons. The coding region runs from base 242 to 1501 and encodes 419 amino acids.